AUGAGGGUGGCCAAGUGGCUGACGGUGCUGCUUUACCAGCUCUCGCUCUUCAUCUUCAGGUCUUGGGAAAUUAACUUUCACCCGAGGCAAGAAGCCCUGGUGAGGUCACUGACCUCCUACGAAGUGGUGACCCCAGUUCGGGUCAAUGAGUUCGGAGAAGUCUUCCCUGAAAGCCAACAUUUCAGCCGGAGAAAGCGCAGCUCGGGGGCACCGGAGGAACCCACUCCUUUCAGGACCCACUAUCGCAUCAGCGCCUAUGGGCAACUCUUCCAGCUGAACCUGAGCGCAGAUGCGGCCUUCCUGGCCCCCGGGUUCUCAGUGGUGCACUUGGGCGCCCCAGCGUCCCGCGAAGAGGAGUUCAGAGCAGAGCCCACAGACCUGCGCCACUGCUUCUACCGGGGCCAGGUCAACGCACAGCAAGAUCACACAGCUGUCUUUAGCCUUUGCGGUGGCCUGAUUGGAACAUUUAAAGCGAGUGAUGGUGACUAUUUCUUGGAACCUGUAAUGGAGGCAGGUGGGAGUGAGAAUGAAGAUGAUCACAACAAGCCGCAUCUUAUAUACAGAAAGGACAUCAGGAAGAAUCAUCUUCCGCAAUCUCACAGCCUUUGUGCGGUUUCAGAGAGUCAAAUAAAGCAAACCACUUUACCCUUUGGUAACGAUAGCAACACUAAUGAAGAUCUUAAUACCAAAAAGAAAAUAGUUUUACAAUACCCUCAAAAAAAUGUAUCACAGAAAAAUGAAAGAAGUCAAUUACAUUCCAGGAGAAAACGGUUCUUAUCACAUCCAAGAUAUGUGGAAGUUAUGGUUGCAGCUGAUAUGAAAAUGCUUCGCUAUCAUGGACAGAAUUUACAACACUACAUACUAACUCUGAUGGCAAUUGUUGCAUCCAUUUACAAGGAUUCAAGUAUUGGAAAUCUUAUAAAUAUAGCUGUUGUAAAAGUAGUUAUACUCCACGAUGAACAGAAUGGACCAGUAAUCAAUAGUGAUGCAACUGCCACUUUGCACAACUUUUGUUUAUGGCAACGAAAUCAGAAUGUUCUUGAUGAUGCUCACCCUUCCCACCAUGAUACUGCUCUUCUUAUCACAAGGGAAGACAUUUGUGCAGAGAGAGACCGUUGUGACACACUAGGUUUAGCAAAAGUAGGUACCAUGUGCAACCCUCUCCAGAGCUGCGCUAUUAGUGAGGAGAAUGGACUCAGCGCUGCCUUCACCAUCGCCCAUGAAAUUGGGCACGUGCUUAAUGCUCCACACGAUGACAGUUUUAAAUGUAAGGAUAUUGUAAUAAAUGAUGAGUAUCAUGUAAUGGCCCCAAGCUUAAAUUACCAGACACUUCCUUGGACCUGGUCAAAAUGUAGUCAGAAAUACAUCACUGAAUUCCUAGAUAUUGGUCAAGGGGAAUGCCUCCUCGACAAACCCAGUGGAAGAGUAUUUGAUCUGCCAUCACAACUUCCUGGAUUGAUAUAUGAUAUAAACAAGCAAUGUGAACUUAUGUUUGGUCCUGGAUCACAAGCAUGUCCCUUUAUGAAACAGUGCAGGCGUCUCUGGUGCACAAGCUUAGAAGGAAUUGAAAAAGGCUGUAUCACUCACCACAUGCCACUGGCAGAUGGAACCAUCUGUGGGGUUGGGAUGCACUGCUACCAUGGACUUUGUGUAAACAAAGAAAUGGACACUCGUCCUGUGGAUGGUGAUUGGGGACCAUGGGGACCAUUUAGUUCUUGCUCCAGAACCUGUGGUGGUGGAAUCAGAAGUGCCAGCAGGAUCUGUAAUCGCCCUGAGCCAAAAAAUGGAGGAAAGUACUGUGUGGGCCUCAAGACAAAAUAUCAGUCAUGUAAUACUGAUCCAUGUCCAGAAGACAGCUUAGACUUCCGUGCAAAGCAAUGCUCUGAAUUUGAUGGUAAACAUUUGAACAUCAGAGGUUUUCCGUCCAAUGUGAGAUGGCUUCCACAGUAUACUGGGAUUGCUAUGAAAGAUCGCUGCAAACUGUUUUGUCGAGUUGCUGGAACCAAUAACUUCUACCUGUUGAAAGAUAAGGUUGUUGAUGGUACUCCUUGUGGAACUGAAACAAAUGACAUCUGUGUUCAAGGUCUAUGUUGGCAAGCUGGCUGUGAUCACGUGUUAAACUCCAUGACCAGACAAGACAAAUGUGGAGUGUGUGGUGGAGAUAACUCUUCCUGCACAACUGUGACUGGCAUCUUCAACAGUGCUGGCUAUGGUUAUAACACUGUCAUAAAGAUUCCCGCUGGAGCAACAAACAUUGACAUUGUUCAGCGCAGCUAUUCUGGAAAACCAGAGGAUGACAAUUACCUUGCACUGUCUAACAAUCAGGGGCAUUUUCUUUUGAAUGGAAAUUUUGUUGUCAGUAUGGCAAAAAAAGUAAUCAACAUUCAAGGAGCUACUUUAGAAUACAGUGGUUCAGACAGCUCAACUGAGAGAAUUAAUUCUACUGGUCAACUUAAAGAAGAGCUUGUUUUGCAGAUUUUAUGUGUAGGUAAAUUACACAACCCUGAUAUACAUUAUUCCUUCAGUAUCCCUAACAACAACAUCCCUCAAGGAAUAAGAAGUGAAGUGUUUACAUGGGAUCCACAUGGACCGUGGCAAGACUGUUCCACAAUGUGUCAAGGUCUUCGCAGAAGAGAAGUUGCCUGCAUACGUACAAGUGAUCGUAAGGUAGUCCCUGACAAAAGAUGUGAACACUUACCUCCUCCUUCGUUUGUGACGGAAAAGUGUAAUACAGAUUGUGAACUAAGGUGGCACGUCAUUGGAAAAAGUGAAUGUUCAUCCCAUUGUGGUCAAGGAUAUAGGUCCUUGGAUGUUCGUUGCAUGAAGUAUUCCAUUCAUGGGGGUCAGAAUAUUCCAGUAGAGGACCACUAUUGUGGUGACCAACGUAAACCUUCUCUUCGAGAACCCUGCCAGGGUGACUGUGUCUUAAGAAGGUGGCAUUAUACAGAAUGGUCUCAGUGUUCCAGAAGUUGUGGACAAGGUGAAAGAUCUCGAGAGUCAUACUGCAUGAAUAAUCGUGGCCACCGCCUUGCUGAUGGGGAAUGCCACAUGGUUCCCCGCUUAACAGUAGAGAAAUGCAAUGAAUUUUCCUGUCCUAGUUGGGCCACUAGUGAGUGGAGUGAGUGCCUUGUUACAUGUGGGCAAGGAACAAAGCAGCGGGAGGUUUGGUGUCAGCAGGAUGACGCUCAUUUGAGUGAAAGCUUCUGUGAUCCAAAUAUCAAACCUGAAUCUGUGAAACUAUGCGAGCUCCGUAAAUGUGCUUCCUGGCAAGUAGGACCAUGGGGUUCAGAUUGUGAACUUGCACCAUGCCCAGUUAUUCCUGAAACUGGAGCCACUGCAUUAUCUUAUCUUCCUGUGGAAAACACAGCACAAUGGAGAUUCGGUUCUUGGACCUCAUGCUCCGUGUCCUGUGGGAGAGGCAACCAAGCUCGCUAUGUCAGCUGCCGUGAUGUUCAUGAUGAGAUAGCAGACGAAUCGUAUUGUGCCCAUUCCCCUCGACCUUCUGAAGUCACUGUGUGUUUUAUCCCUUGUGGAGAGUGGCAAGCAGGGAGCUGGUCACCUUGUUCAGCAACCUGUGGAAAUGGAAAAAGAACUCGACAAGUUUCAUGCACCAACCACCAUCAGGCAAUUAGUGAGGAUUACUGUGACCCCAAAGUUCGCCCUUUGACAGAACAAGAAUGUACCCUGGCAGCCUGCCCGCCGACGUACGGCCAGUCUCCUAGUUCUUCGGAGCAGCCCAGCCACCCUCCAGGCAGGAGUUUUCCAUUAGCUCACAGACCAGAAGACAAUCAAAAUGAGGGACUUUAUUCACCAAUCAGAGGAAACCAGUGGAGAACAGGACCGUGGGGAUCAUGCUCUAGUAGCUGUGCCCAAGGUGUUCAGCAAAGAGUUGUGGUCUGCCAGGAUGAAAAUGGACAAAGUGCCAGUUACUGUACCCCAUCCUCCAAGCCUCCAGAGUCCCAGCUCUGUGACUUGGGACCGUGUCCACAGUGGAACUAUGGCAGCUGGGGAGAGUGUACACAAACAUGUGGCGGAGGAAUAAAGAAAAGAUUUGUACUAUGUCAGUUCCCAAAUGGUCAAAUAUCAGAAGAGAGAAACUGUGAAAUCUUAAACAAGCCACCUGAAGUGGCCCAGUGUCAUGUGCAUCCUUGCCCUGACGAUGUUACAUGGCAUCGGGGACCAUGGAAAUCGUGCUCAACCUCCUGUGGAAAGGGUACAAAGCAACGUGAGGUGUUUUGCAUUGACAACUUCCGAAGAAAAUUAGAAGAAAAGAACUGUAGUCAUCUACGGAGACCACAAACUCACAAAGCAUGUAGAUCUGGUAGAUGUCCUUCAUGGAAAGCCAAUAAAUGGAAGGAGUGCUCUGUGACCUGCGGCUCUGGAAUUCAGCAGCGGGAGGUGUACUGUAGACUGCGAGGCAUUGGUCGGGUGCCUAAAGAAAUGUGUGGUCUGUCCACUCGGCCGUCUUCUCACAGGCAGUGUUGGCAACAGGACUGUGCACAGUACCGGUGGACUGCAGGAACCUGGAAGGAGUGUUUGGCAUCAUGCAAGAGGAAAGGGAUGUAUCGGCAAGUGAAGUGUAUUGAUGCACACAACAUGACAGUGAAUCAAAGUUUCUGUGACCCUUCAACCAGAAUUCCUUCAUUCAAGAAGUGCAGUAAACCUCCCUGCACAUACAUUGUGGUGACAGGAGAUUCAACCCAGUGUGCAAAUAAUUGUGGAUUUGCUUACCAACAACGGAUUACAUAUUGCACUGCUAUCUGGUCUACUAAGAAAUAUAAGUCUCAUCAGCUUUGGCCUGUAGAUUAUCGAGAAUGCCCUGUGCUGCCUUCCCCUCAGGUCUAUAAGUGCAAUUUUGGAAGCUGUUUACAUUUGGCCACUUGGAGUGUUGGAAAAUGGAGUAAGUGCUCAGUCACGUGUGGGGUUGGGACAAUGGAAAGAAGAGUGGAAUGCGUGACUGAAGAUGGCUGGUCCAGUGACUUGUGUUUAAAGCGCUUAAAACCAUAUGCUCUAAAGAAAUGUUAUGUCAAUGACUGUAAAACACUUACCAGCUGCAAAGAAAUCCAAGUGAAAAACAACAUUAAGAAAGAUGGUGACUAUUACCUCAACAUUAAGGGGAGAGCAAUAAAGAUUCAUUGUGCAGGCAUGCAGCUGGAGAAUCCCAAGGAAUAUGUAUCAUUGGUCAAAGGUGAAGAAGACAACUUUUCUGAAGUAUAUGGCUUCAGACUAAAAAAUCCAUACGAAUGUCCUUUCAAUGGCAGUAGAAGGCAAGACUGUGAAUGUAAACAUGACUACCAAGGUGCUGGAUACACUGUCUUCAACAAAAUAAGAAUUGAUCUCACUUCGAUGCAGAUUAGGACCACAGAUCUUCUUUUUUCUCGGACAUUAUUUGGAAACUCAGUUCCAUUUGCAACAGCUGGAGAUUGCUAUAGUGCUGCCAGAUGUCCACAGGGGCAGUUCAGUAUUAAUCUGGCAGGCACUGGGAUGAAGAUAUCCAGCACAGCAAAGUGGCUUGCUCAGGGGAGCUAUGCCUCUGUCAUUAUACACAGAUCACAAGACGGAACCAAAGUUUACGGCAGAUGUGGAGGGCUCUGUGGAAAAUGUAUUCCUCAUGUGAGUACUGGUCUUCCAAUUCAAGUAUUAUGA
Messenger RNA from Elephantulus edwardii (Cape elephant shrew), 5646 nucleotides. Its product is annotated as A disintegrin and metalloproteinase with thrombospondin motifs 20-like. Gene Ontology annotation, cellular component: extracellular matrix. The coding region runs from base 1 to 5646 and encodes 1881 amino acids. Gene Ontology annotation, biological process: extracellular matrix organization; proteolysis. The record is from RefSeq and is a predicted model, not a curated record. Gene Ontology annotation, molecular function: zinc ion binding; metalloendopeptidase activity. Lineage: Eukaryota; Metazoa; Chordata; Mammalia; Macroscelidea; Macroscelididae. The transcript has 38 exons.